AUGACAAACCCUCGAGGGUUUACACCCAUACACACAAACACUCUCAUGCCUAGACCCGUGCUGCUGCUGCAGCAGCAGCAGCAGCAGCAACAGCAGCAGCAGCGGCAACGGCGACAGGAGCAACCGCAACAACAGCAACUGCAACACAUUCACGAGCAACAGCAGCAACAGCAACAGCAGCAGCAACAAAAACAACAACAGCAGCAGCAGCAGCCCAACAGCAGCAGCAGCAGCAGCAGCAACAGCAGCAGCAGCAGCAGCAGCAGCAGCAGCAGCAGCAGGACGUAG
Molecule: messenger RNA, 288 nt
Organism: Eimeria mitis
Lineage: Eukaryota; Apicomplexa; Conoidasida; Eucoccidiorida; Eimeriidae
Exons: 2
Coding region: 1-288 (95 amino acids)
Source: RefSeq, a predicted model, not a curated record